This is a messenger RNA of Malus domestica (apple), 536 nucleotides long. RefSeq names its product transcription factor PAR2. Gene Ontology annotation, biological process: regulation of DNA-templated transcription. Lineage: Eukaryota; Viridiplantae; Streptophyta; Magnoliopsida; Rosales; Rosaceae. The record is from RefSeq and is a predicted model, not a curated record.
CAUGGCCCCGUCGUCCUAUUUACUAUUUAGUAGUGUUGCCUUCAUUUAUAGAGCAUAGCCCUCAGCCCUCUUCCAUCAUUCAUCAUCUCUCUCAAUUCUGGAAGCAAACUUUCAACAAAUCAUUCUUUCUCUGGGUUUCCUUGGCAAUUUUUGGGUUGCCUUUGCCUUUGUACAGAUGAAGACGAUGAAGAUGAGGAGGCGGAGGCAGGCGGUGGGAGGUCGUGGUGGAGGAGGCAGGUCGAUGGUGCAAGUGAAGGUGAAGAAGCUGCAAAUGUUGAUUCCAGGAGGGAGAAGGUUGAAGGCGGACCGGCUUUUUCUUCAAACCGCGGAUUAUAUACUUCAGCUGAGGUUGCAACUUAAUGUUUUGCAAGCGCUUUCCAAGAUUUACAAGCUAUGAGAGUCUACUUGUGAAUUUGUGAUGCCAUGCAUUUCGACCUUAAUUGGUUUUAUUAAAUUAUGUAUGAUGGUAAUUAAACGUUUGUUAUUUCUCUUAAUAUAUAUUAAUUUUCCUCCAUGCCUGUUUUAUAUAUGUAUGG